Messenger RNA from Westerdykella ornata, 1852 nucleotides. RefSeq lists its product as uncharacterized. Lineage: Eukaryota; Fungi; Ascomycota; Dothideomycetes; Pleosporales; Sporormiaceae. The record is from RefSeq and is a predicted model, not a curated record. Bases 116 to 1852 code for a protein of 578 amino acids. The transcript has 5 exons.
CGUUGACAGGCGCUGUCAAGCUACCCUAGGGCAAUUGCGACGUCUGCUAUACUCCUCCAACGGGGUGUACAACUGGAUGUGAAAAGACGCCGACCGUCCGUACGCAGCUCACUCAAUGGAUAUUCCGGUGGACGCGGAUUCCCCGGAGUCAGUGACGUUUUGGACGCUGGCAUACUACUUGGAGCAAGAGAGUAGCAUGUCAAAGGUCAGGGCAGGGGUGAAGUACUAUUUCGACUCGCAGACAUUCCAUAUUGGGAACGCACUCGACAUCCCUGAUUACUUGAGAAGGUGCUUGGAGAAGGCUGAGGAGACGAAAACUCCGUUCAUCGUGAUUCUGUCAAUUGUGGGAGAACCCCAAUGGCUUUCGGCAGCGCUGAGUUCGGCGCUGCCUGGAGUUUCUCACGGCUGGAUACAGGAUUUCCUCGAUUUUGAGACGGCGCGGCACAUGUGGGAGCGUGGCACGGUUGUGCUGCCGGUAUUUAAGAAAGCCAGAAAAGAUUUGCGCUUCUUCAUGCAAUACCCAGACGUGCGCUCAGACUGGCACUACGACUUCCAAAGCAGCCAUGACAUAGACGCAAAAAUCUCCUUCAGCCCCGUCGCCACAUACGUAGGCUCCUCGAGGUCCGAAGACAAUAACGAACAACAAGGCGAAUCCACUCCCAUCAUCGCACUCGCCUGCCGGGAUGCAAAAGUCGCAGACGCCCUGCAGCGGCACUGCGUAGCGGGCAACUGGAGCUGCGAACCGCUCUUCUCCUGCCCAGCGCGAAUCUUCGUGGACCUCUUCGCCCUCCUGGCAGAUUGGUCGAGAGUGUGGAGAUGCGCGCGGGAAGAAUUGGCUCUGCGGGACGCGCAACUGCAUGGAGGAGGAGGGGAGAAGGCAAAAGCACCGUCCGUGUUGCUGCAGACGAGGGCGCUGCAUAGGGAUACCGCCAAUGUGAUUGCGUUGCGGGAAGAAUUAAGGUUGCAUGUCAGUGCGUUUCAGCGGUUCGAGGCGCUGCUGCAGACGGCCCAGGUCUCGUCUUCCUGCACGAGGGUUUUUGGGGGUGGGGAAGAGGUUAGGGAUUUGCAGGAGCGGACGGCGGAUUGUUUGCAGAAUCUGGUGCAUCAUCAGGAGAGCUCUGGUGUUAUACAUCGGCAGUUGGAGAUUUUGUUGAGUUUGGCCUUCAACACCGAAACCGUCUCACAAGGACAAGCAGUAGCCCGCCUCAACGCACUCGCAUUCGGCUUCCUGCCACUGUCCUGGGUCGCCACGCUCUUCGGAAUGACCAACUUCGGCAUCUCCUCCGUAUGGUACCCGCUCUGGGCCUUUGUCGUCGCCGCCUUCGUUCUCCUCGGUUUCUACGCCCCCCGAGCCGUGCAGGAAUGGCAGAAAUUCGAAACGGCGCUUUCUGUCAAGAAGAUCCGCGCAUUCCUCUCAUUCAGGGAAGAGGAGAAAACCGAUGUCCAGGGUGUGAGGGAGAAAGCACCAUCUAGGAACCGCCUAACACGGCGGCGCCGAAACGACGGCUACUCUCCAGCGCCGCAACAAACCACGACCACCGACGCCCCCUCCUCACAACCUUAUCUCGACAUCGUUCCCGAACCCGACGCUUCCAUGCUGGCGAGUGCCGCCGCCGCUGCUGCUCCUACACCUGCUCCUACUUCUCGCCCGCGUUUCCGUUUGCCGCAACAUCCACCCGGCCAAUCGCGACUCGCACUCGCCCAGGUGAAACGAGGUAUCGAUCGGGGGAGACGCACGUUGCUGGUGCGGAAGCCGUCGCCGAUGAGUCAUUUGGCCGUCAAUAGGCCGAAGGGGGUUGGGUGGAGGGAGUGGAGGCGGGGGAUGAGGGAGAUGGAGAGGGGGGAUGGAUGA